This is a messenger RNA of Mesocricetus auratus (golden hamster), 1712 nucleotides long. RefSeq names its product heat shock protein family B (small) member 6 (gene Hspb6). NCBI's taxonomy places the organism in Eukaryota, Metazoa, Chordata, Mammalia, Rodentia, Cricetidae. The record is from RefSeq and is a predicted model, not a curated record. The coding region runs from base 551 to 895 and encodes 114 amino acids. The transcript has 3 exons. Gene Ontology annotation, biological process: protein refolding; response to heat. Gene Ontology annotation, molecular function: protein folding chaperone; structural constituent of eye lens.
AGGCCGGGCUCCGGCUUCGCUGCUGUGGCAGGGCUAACCGGGCACGUCUGUCUUCGCUCUGCCACAUCAGUUGGGCCGGCAAGCCCGUCCUCGCGGUCACCUUAACCACUUUCCUCUUGUUACGGAGCAGCUGGUCUCACUCCUUGCCAGACCUGGGCACCCGGCCGGAGCAGUGGGAUCAAAACGAGCUAUUUCUGGCCCUGGCGCGCAGCCCCUGGGGGCCAACCUGGAGUGUUCACGCUCACGCCCCCCCCCCGGCCGCUGAGCACCCGAGGCUGAGUCAGAGGCACAGAAUUAGGCCCGACCUACGCUGGGACAGGGUCUGUUCUGUGUCCUCCUGACACAGCCUGGCGUGCCUGCAGCAUUCUCCAGGAAUCUGGUACCAAGACUGGGUGGGGCGUUAUCCUCGGAGUUGCCAGCCGGGCGGAGAUGGAUCAAGAGGACUUUGGUGGACUUCUCGGAGGGGGGGCGGUUCCCCAACUGCCACAGUGGCUCGCCACACCUAUAAGGGGGUCUGCGUCCUCCUAAGCCUUAGCUUCCCCUUCUAGAAAUGGAAAAAGACCUAAUGACAGUGCCCUGGUGUCCUUUUCCAGGCACCCAGCAGGUACCCGCAGACCCUGGGCAUUUCUCCGUGCUGCUGGAUGUGAAGCACUUCGCACCGGAGGAAAUCUCCGUCAAGGUGGUUGGCGGCCAUGUGGAGGUCCACGCACGACAUGAGGAGCGCCCGGAUGAACAUGGAUUCAUUGCUCGAGAGUUCCACCGCCGCUACCUCCUGCCUCCCGGUGUGGACCCUGCAGCUGUGACCUCGGCGCUGUCUCCUGAGGGGGUCCUAUCCAUCCAGGCCACACCAGUGUCGCCUCAAGCCCCACUUCCACCACCACCUGCUGCCAAGUAGGGGUCCAGGAAUGCCAGGACCGAACCUGGGAAGCCUUUUGGGGCUCCCUUUUAAAAGCCGAUCUGACUCCGCUGCCCAGCCAGAAGUCCCAAUCGCUGUCAAGACAGUUCCUCCCAAGCAAGUCUAGAUGUCGUCCCCUAGGCCCUUUCCACCCAAAACCCCACCUGCACCGCCUUAGUAAGCAAGGCGCCCUCUAAGCCCGGCGCCCCCCCCCAGCCUUCAGGCCCCUCCCAUACGCCUCUCUAGGAACAACACCCGCCUUGGCCUAGACUCCCACCUGACUGACGCCACCACCAGGCCCCCUAUUGUACUUGUACGUUGUAGAACACCCACACUGACACCGCAGUACAAUGUAGAUAACACCCCCUCCGCUCCAGGCCUCUCCUAAUUCCCCACAAUGACCCGUGGGCUAGCCAGUCUGACCCAGACUGCAUGAGCCUUCCACAUCAGAACAUUCUAGCCUGGCCCACCAGUCUCUAGACCCUGUCCUUGCAACCUAACUCUCCUCUGCCCCUAGGCCAUUUUCUGACUUCAGACUCCAGGAGCCUGAGUUCCUGAAUCCGGUUCCCACUUCCCAAUCCUUGGAAGUCUAUUCCCAACCAACCAGAACCCCCAAAGUCAAAUUGUACAGAUACCCCAGCUCCCCCAGUUUCUAGGCCAAUGAACCAGAACCCUCAAGUUCCUUUGUCCUGACCCCCCACCUGCAGCCAGGUAUCCUAGGCAACCACCUCCACACUAACAACCUGCAAGGUCAGUCACACCCUGUCACCUCAUGCCCUUCCUACAACCAGCCCCCAAUAAAUGCACAAGAGAUUCA